GAGACGCACUGAGGUUUCCAGAACCACACCGAUGAUUCUGCAAUGGCACUGUGAAGUCUAGAGCUGCACUGAGGAAUCUAGAAUGACAAUGAGGUUUGCACAAUGAUAAUGAGGAUUCUAGAGCCACAAGAGGAGUCCAAAGCCACAAUGAGGAUUCUUGAACCACACAGAGAAAUCUAGGGCCACACUGAGGAUUCUUGAAUGACCGAGAGGACAGUAGAGCCAAACUGAAGCCUCUAUAACCACAAUGAGAGUUCUACUGUGACAGAGAGUAUACUAGAGGCACAGUGAGGCUUCUAGGACAACAAUGAUGAUUCUACACUGAUCCUAAGAGUUCUAGAAGGGCAGUGAGGAUUCUAAAAACACACUGAUGAUUCUAAAAUGACACUAGAGAUUCUAGAUUCUAGAAGCAGACCGAAGAUUCUACAAUGACACUGACAAUUAGAGGUAUACUGAGAAAAUAACACUGGGAAUUCUAGAUACAUGCUGAGGUUUCUGGAACCACACUGAGGAUUCUCUGAUGGCACUGUAACACCCAGCCCAAGCAUUUACUGUCCUGAUCACCAGGGGGCACUCUUCCCUGAGUUCUGAUCCACUUCUUCAGGUGCUCCCCUUGUUUCCUGUCUGAACUCUUCAAAAAGCACUUGGCUCUGCGUUACAGCUUGUCUAUCUCUCUGCUGCUUGUGUGAAGGCGGUUUGCAUGCCAAAGCUGCUUUACUUCAGAAAGUCCUGGAGGCGCGUGUGUAAAGAGGAUCCAACAUAGACUGGAUCACUUUUUUUGUAACUGGUUUUCUGGCAAGAAUUGCUCAUCCAUGUUUCCAGUUUGGCUGAUGGAUAACCAGAAGAAAACGACACAACCUGAUAAAGUCGGCCUUGGAGUUCCAAAAACAGGCUCGCGCUCAUCCACGUCCCUUCCUCCGGAGCCGAUCGAGAUCAUCCGCACCAAAGCCCGCACCAGAAGAGUGCGGAUCAACGUGGGAGGCCUGAACCACGAGGUGCUAUGGCGGACUCUGGACCGGCUCCCGCGCACGCGUCUGGGCAAGCUGCGCGACUGCAACACGCACGAGUUGCUCAUGGAGGUGUGCGACGAUUACAGCCUGAACGAGAACGAGUACUUCUUCGACCGGCAUCCGGGCGCGUUCACGAGCAUCCUGAACUUCUAUCGCACUGGGAAGCUGCACAUGAUGGAGGAGAUGUGCGCGCUCUCGUUCGGACAGGAGCUCGAUUACUGGGGUAUUGAUGAGAUUUAUCUGGAGUCGUGCUGCCAGGCGCGCUAUCAUCAGAAAAAGGAGCAGAUGAACGAGGAGCAGCGGAGGGAAGCGGAGACACUGCGCGAGAGGGACGGAGAGGGGGAGUUUGACCACUCCUGUUGUCCUGAUAAGAGGAAGAAACUGUGGGAUCUUCUGGAGAAGCCCAGCUCCUCAGUCGCUGCUAAGAUCUUGGCCAUCAUCUCCAUCCUCUUUAUCAUACUGUCCACCAUCGCCUUGUCGCUGAACACGCUACCUGAGCUCCAAGUGAUAGAUGAGUUUGGUCAGGCAAACGAUAACCCUCAGCUGGCACACAUUGAGGCUGUAUGCAUCGCCUGGUUCACCAUGGAGUACCUGCUGCGUUUCCUGUCUUCACCCAACAAGUGGAAAUUCUUCAAGGGACCUCUAAAUGUAAUCGACUUGUUAGCCAUCUUACCUUACUACGUCACUAUAUUUCUGACCGAGUCAAACAAGAGUGUGCUGCAGUUCCAGAACGUGCGGCGCGUGGUGCAGAUUUUCCGCAUCAUGAGAAUCUUGAGGAUCCUUAAGCUGGCGAGACAUUCGACUGGACUCCAGUCACUUGGCUUUACGCUCAGGCGGAGCUAUAAUGAGCUAGGCCUACUCAUACUGUUCUUAGCAAUGGGAAUUAUGAUAUUCUCAAGCUUGGUGUUUUUUGCUGAGAAAGACGAAGACGCAACAAAAUUCACAAGCAUACCAGCUUCAUUUUGGUGGGCCACUAUCACCAUGACGACCGUUGGGUAUGGAGAUAUCUAUCCACAGACUCUGCUUGGUAAAAUAGUCGGUGGGCUUUGCUGCAUCGCAGGCGUGUUGGUGAUCGCUUUACCAAUUCCCAUCAUCGUCAACAACUUCUCAGAGUUUUACAAGGAGCAAAAGCGUCAGGAGAAAGCCAUCAAGAGACGAGAGGCCUUAGAGCGAGCGAAGAGGAACGGUAGCAUUGUCUCGAUGAACCUGAAAGACGCCUUUGCCAGGAGCAUGGAAUUAAUCGACGUUGUGGUGGAGAAGAGUGAAGACAAACCAUCCUUCGAUAAUCACCUGUCUCCAAGCAGGUGGGGAAUUCCGAAGCGUGCUUCCUCGGAUGCCAGUUUAAGACCAUUUGAUAGAAAGGUUGGAUCACGGGAGUGUUUUAAAACCUCAAGUCCACAGCAUCUUAAUGUUCAGAAGCUAGAAGAAAUGUACAACCAGAUGAGCAAAGCACGAUCCUUAUCAGAUCUCGACAAAAAUCAGAAUGCUUCCGGGCCAAAGCAGGAAGCACAGAAUGCCAAAUCUGGUCGACAACGGAAUAGACCUGUUUCAGAUGUACCACACGUGGCGAGCACUGACAGUUUUGGAAGCUGUACUGAUGAACUCAGAGAAGCUAGCAAGUUGACCCCGUCAUCCAAAGACGAUGAUAAGCGCUCUGUGAAGAACACCACAAGUUUGGUGGAAAGUAGUAAUCCAGUUGAGACACCAUUGGACACGUUCCAAAUUAGUCCUGAACAGAGAAGCCAAUUUGAUUACGCACCUAGUGGUCACGUAACGUAUAACGAAGAUGAAGAGUGUAUUGUGGAUGACAACACAUUUUUAAUUCAAAGCAUUAACCCAGGCAUGAGAGUAAAUUUUCUAGAAAGUACAGAUGACGUUCCUUUGACACCUCCAAGCACUUCCUCUGCUCAGGAACUCAGCAUCAGUCUUCUGGAAGAUGACAACUCACCGGAGCAAGAAAGCUCUACACCUUUUCCUGAAUCAGUAAUACUAGCUAGAAUCCCAGAACAAGGACUAAUCCUUUCUCCAAAGCUUCCUGUUGGCGAUUUCCAUCCAAACGAGACUUUAUCGCUCCUCGAGGAACAUGAGCGAGAGUCCACAGAGGAGGACAUUGCUGGCACUUCGGUUCCUUCACCCAAAUUUACUGCACAAAACUGCACUCAGGACGGAGUGGGUGACAACGCAGAGGGAAAAACCGAAAGCAACCAAAGUGGACACAUAGUAGACAAUCACAUGUUUACGCCAGAGAUUCAUCUCAUGCCAGGAGACGGGGAUAUUUCACAAACUAGCAUGUGAAACACUGGAAGAUGAAAAAAAAAAGAGGCAUGGAGGAGUAGCGAAAGAUAUUUUUGCAUGGCAUGAAAAUGAAAAGGUCGUUAUAUUUGUGGCAUUGUCUGCAGGAAACGUCGAAACAGUCUUCAAGGAAAAAGAACGUAUUUAUCUAAAAAAAAAAAAAGAAAAAAGAAUAAAAAUCACGAUCCUGCUGAUUCAUACGUACUCGACGAAGGAAGGAGAAAGUGCAGAGGGACAGAAAGAGCAUGCAUAUAAAACUUAUGUUUACGGUGCUUAGUGUGCUGAAAGCGCUUCACUGUAAAUACACCGAGGACUGAAUGAUGCACAUAGCCACAGAGGACAAAAGAAAUUCAAAUCCAACUUAUUUAUUUAAAUACCGCGCUUCGGAGACUGAAAAGUUGCAAAACAGCAACGUACUGAAACAUAUCAUUACAUAGUAAUGCAAUGUGUACCAUGACAGAGCUGUCUUUUUAUUUUAUUUUUAUUUUUUUUUAAGAGUAUAGUCUGUGAUAUCAAUAACAUUUUGACUGGUAAUUUGCAAUUUGAGUUCAUUUCAGAUUUAAUGACCAGAAAUUAACUGUCACGCUCGUUCAUAAAUAUUUUUAUGAGCAGAUUUUCUUAGCCAGCUAGCUAGUUCUGGAUGUUACUGAAUGCUAACGAAACACCAGGCAGAUAGCAUAAGUCAGGUUUUGAAUGUGUAUAAUAAUAAUAAUAAUAACAAUAAUAAUAAUGUUUAACAGAGAUUUUUUUUUUUUCUUAGCAAGAAACACUAAACAUCAGCAUGAUAAAGUGGCACUGUAACUCAAAGUCUGUACAUCUCACCUGUUCUCAUUUUCCAUUCACUCAUGCUAGCUAGCUUUCUAGGUAGAACAUUUAAAGAUAUAGCAACUAGGAUAACACUGAGCAGCUAACAGAAAUUCUUAGGUAGACUGAUGGCUACCUUUAUUCAAGUUUUAUUAACCGAUCCUUUAUUUCCUGACAAGCGGUGAGAAUCUAAUCUCGCUCAAUGUCCACUUUAUUAGGAACACCUGUACACUUGCAAUUCGUGCAAUUAUCCAAUCAUGUGGCAGUAGCGCAGUGCAUAAAGUCAUGCAGAUACAGGUCACGAGCUACGGUUAACGUUCACAUCAAACAUCAGAAUUGGGAUGAAAGAAAAUGUGAUCUAAGUGACUUUGACCGUGACAUGGUUGUUGGUGCUGGUUGAUCAGAGUAUUUUAGAAACUGCUGAUCUCCUGGGAUUUUCAUACACUACUGCCUCUAGAGUUUACACAGAAUGGUGCGAAAAACAAACGAACAAAAACAUUUAGUGAGAGGUAGCUGUGUGGACAGAAAUACCUUGUUGAUGAAAGAAGUCAGAGGAGAAUGGCCAGACUGGUUCGAAUUGACAGAAAGGCUAUGAUGACUCAAAUAACCACUCUUUACAACCAUGGUGAGCAGAAAAGUAUACUUUGAAGUGGGAACAGCCUCAGUGAAACUGGACAGCUGAAGAUUUGAACAACAUUGGCUGUUUUUCCCCCCAAUCUUCAGCUGUUCUUUUUGGGUGAGUUUGUGUCCACUGUAGCCUCAGAGUCCUGUUCUUUUCUUACAGGAGCGUGGGACCUGAUAUGGCUUUCUGCUGUAGUAGCCCAUCUACAUGUUAUGUGUAAGCAGUGGUUAUUCGACUUACCAGUCUUGAUUUACCUCUAUAAUCAACAUGCCGUUUCCACCCACAGAGCGACUGCUCACCAGAUGUUUUUUUCUUUUCUUUUCACACCAGUCUGUGUAAAUUCUAGAGAUUGUAUGUGUGAAAAUCCCAGGGGAUCUGCAGUUUCUGAAAUACUCAAACCCACCUGUUUGGCAACAACAACCACGUCAUGGUCACUGAGGUCACUUUUUUUAUCAUUCUGAGGUCUAAUGUGAACAUUAACUAAUGCUCUUGAUCUCCCUGCAGAAAAAAAACAAAACAAAAAAACAAUAGAAACCCUCAUAGAACUGGUAAUGGUUUUAAUGGGAAUUGAAUUGGUUUUAAUGGAAACUGUGGUUCUCUUUUGGUAAUUUGUUGUCUUCUAUUGGUGGCAUGUUAUGUCUAGUGGAUUCCAUUAAGGACCAGUAAUGGUAAUGGCUUUAAUGGUUAGCUGAUGGUUUUUAAUGGUAUUUGUAGUGAAAACCAUUAGUAUUUCUGUGAUGGUUUCUAUUGCUAUAUCUGCAUAAUUUUAGGCAUUGCAUGAAUAUGCAAGUGUAGAGGUGUUUCUAUUAAAGUCUGUUAGUGUAUGUUCUGGUCAUUAAAUCUUAUUUUUGCUUUACAUAUAUUUUUAUAUCACAAUUAAUAAUAAUAAUAAUAAUAAUAAUAAUAAUAAUAAACAUUAGGUCCAAAAAAUCCUUAAAUAUUCAGCUCCACUUUCAACAUAGAAUUACAUAGAAUUAUGCUUCCAAAAAUUGUUGCAUUAUUAAAUUAAACCCACGCCCCUUUUCCAUUGACAGGCCGGAGCUGGUUCAGGUUCGGUUCUCCAAUGAACCUGUUUAAAAUUCCGGCUAUGUUUGAGAACCAAACCAUGCCAUCAUUUGAUGUGGUCGUUCUUUGACUUUCUUUGAACAUUUCCUAAUUUUAGUGUCUGCACAGCAAUCGGAUAUUGCCACAGCUGAUGACCUCACACGACCGCGCAUAAAGCUACAUGCUCCGAUUGUUCAUAUUCAUUAUGAUUCAGUUAGCAUUAGCAUUAGCAGUGUAGCUGCCCCUCAAUUUGUUAAUUGCCAGUAAAGUGUUUCUUCCUCAGACCGCAAAUUGUGACACUGAUUUCACUCAUUGUUUCAAACGUAAUCUCCACGUAAUCAUCAUUGUGUUCAUGUGUAAUUUCAUACAAACAACUUUGUCGCCAUGGCAACGAAACAUCCUCCAGUCCGUCGGUUCUUCUGUUCCAGUCUGUGGUUCAAUGCUGUUUUCAAUGCACAAUUGUUGACUUCCCCCUCGCAACUCGCAGUUAGUCUAGCGUGCUAAUUACCAGUAGAGGAAAAAUCAUUAUAAGCUCUUGUUUACAGCUUCAUUCGACAACGCCCGUUUUGAAGACCGGUGCAAGGUCUUCUGGGUAAAUUGUGUUCCUGAUGUCUACAAUGAUGUCAUCUGGAUCCCUCAUCUAACGCUCUUCUAACCAACUUCACACAAACGAACACAGUAAAGGAAUUUUAAAACAGCCGAAAGGACAAGGGGAGGUGGACAAAAAGUGUGUUAAAAAGAGAAUUGGAACACUCCAGCACCGUAUCGAUGGAAACAUGUUUUAAGUGUAAUCGUCAUCGUCAUGUGGAUUAAAAUGAUUUCAGUCCAAUUGAACCCCAGAUUACUUUACAAUAUCAUUUCCUAUUGUGUCAUGUUGCCUUUAUUCAAACGUUGCUGUAUGUCCUGUGUAUUUUCAUCAUGUGUAAUUUAAUUGAACUUUAAAACUCAUAUAUUUUGAGGAUUGUGUAAAAAAAAAAAAAAAAGAAAGAGGGUUUUUAGUGAAUGGAGGGAAAGUGCAAUACUGUCCUACUGCAAAUCUAUGCAGGCCAAGAAAAAAAAAAAUGCACUUUAUUUUACAGUUUAAUGUACAAGCAGACAAAUACACAUGUAUUUUACAAAUACAUAUCUUUAAUAUUUAAAAAAAAAAACAGUGUUACUACAGGUCAAAAAUAAGAUUUUACAUCAGUGUGACUUGGAUAUAAACGAUCUUCAAAUCAGAAAAUAUGGGCCUUUUUAAUCAUGUUAAAAUGAAAUUAAAACAUGAGAACGAUCUAAAACAGCCACAGGCGAAGUGUUUUACGUUUUUUUGUGAACAAACACUCUUGAUACUUCUAUUUUUUCUAAACCGUUUUCCUGGCUGAAAUAACGCACGCCUAUUCGUAAAUAAAUCACACUAUUUAUGGAAAGGCUCGUUUUUUUGUUGUUGUUUUGUUUUGUUUUUUGUUUUGUUUCUUGUUCAUACAGCACUGUACAGAAAAAAGACAAGCAAACUACUUUUUAUAGGAAUAAAUCAGGUCUUUCAGUGAGAGAUAAUAAGAAAUAAUCUAUGAGUUCUCAGGUUUUCUACAAAACAAAUGUACGACUAGUGUGUGUUUAUCCUUAUUUGCAGAUAAAGAUGUCAUAUUUUAGGUCUCUUGUUAAACAGAUACGUGUUUAUGUCUUGGCAGAGAGGGAAACGUUAUAACAUAAGGCCAUAGACAUCAUACU
Messenger RNA from Ictalurus furcatus (blue catfish), 7479 nucleotides. RefSeq names its product potassium voltage-gated channel subfamily B member 2b (gene kcnb2b). Gene Ontology annotation, molecular function: protein binding; delayed rectifier potassium channel activity. Lineage: Eukaryota; Metazoa; Chordata; Actinopteri; Siluriformes; Ictaluridae. Gene Ontology annotation, biological process: potassium ion transmembrane transport; protein homooligomerization. Gene Ontology annotation, cellular component: membrane; voltage-gated potassium channel complex. The record is from RefSeq and is a predicted model, not a curated record. The transcript is spliced from 5 exons. The coding region runs from base 813 to 3305 and encodes 830 amino acids.